UCAACAAUCAACACAGGAAUACGAACUGAACUAAACAGCUCUCUACUACCAUCGAACCGAUCCCCGGGACUUUGCGUUUGCGUUUGCCUUUGUUGGUUGGCACACACUCCAAACCAACCCACCGGAAGAAUGGUGGAAGCACUAGAUACCGAGUAUCAGGGCGAGGGUACACCAAAUGUUCCCGACGGAAACGGCGCGGAUCUCCCGGACCGUGGUGUUGUGGGAGCCCCGAAGCACCGGCCAUUGGAAGAGACCACCACCACCAACUCAGCUGCCAUCGAAUCGAACCCACAAGGAGAAACGCUACUACCACCACAACAGCAACAUGAAGAUGGUGUAUCAGCAGCAGCAACAACAACAGCAGCGACAACAACAACGCCGCAAGACACCGAUUCCCGGGAAAAAAUCCGCAAGGGACUCGCCUUUUGGAACCACCCCGGGCUGUGGGAUGUUUCCUCCAGGGAAAAACAGGCGUACCUCCGCGAGCAACAGGGCUUGACGGACGCCGAGAUCCACUGGGUGUGGGAAGAACUCGUGGCUUCCUCCGCGGGAAAUGCCGGGAGGGGUUCCGGUGCAGCGAACGGCAGUAGCCGCUCAAGCGAUCCCCAUCACCCCGACGGAUUUGUUCCGGCUUCCCUCGGGGGCGGGAAUCCUUCCGGCCCUGGUCGUGCCCGUUCGCCGGACUCGGACUCGCACUCGCGCUCGCACUCGCGGUCACACAGCCGACGCGAUUUCCAACACCAACGCAACCCGCGGCCGUCGUUCCGAGCAAGGGAGAACGAGAACGCCCGCGGCCCGGCCACUUUCUCCGGUGAAGGUCCGUACUCGAACUACGACGACUAUUACCACGGGAGCAACCCCUACGAACAGACUCAGACGCAGACGCAUGCACACACACACACACAGGUCCAGGCCCAGGCCCAGGCCCAGGCCCAAUCGCUGUCACACUCGACGCCACAGCAGUUUUUGCACCACCCCUACCACACCGUCGCGGCGGAACAGGACGGCGACGGCUCGAUUUCCGUCGCCCGGGGCGUGUCCCUCCUGGCGGUGGGGGGAUUUCUGGGCGUGGCGGGGGCCGCCGCGGUGCGGUGGCUCAACGGGGGGACCUUCGAGCUUCUCCCCCCCCCGGCGGCUUCGGCGGCGGCGGCGAGCCCCACCGACCGGGGUCCUUCCGCAGCGAACGCCGGGGCGUGCCUUCCACCACAACACGCGGCGAAGGAACCCGCAGCCGACGCGCGGCCGCAGCGGAAUCCCGGCGUUGUGGACGACGACGGCGGCGACGACUACGAGGAAGGGUACGGAGAUGCCGGCUACGAGGACGAAGAAUGCGGAGACGCCGAAUAUUCGGACAACGACGACGACGAAGAGGACGGCUACGACGAAGGGUAUCUCUUGGAGCGAAUGGACGCUUUGCUGUCGUCGAUCGACUCCAACUCGACCCUGCAAGAAAAGCUCCUCCUCAAACUAGCGAGCACGUCGUCCGUCACCGAUCUAUCCAUGGAAUUGCUCCGGCAAAACAAGGCACAGAGCACGAAGAGCGACUGCACCGGUACUAGCACCAGCACCACAGACACUGCCAGCAACGCCACAGAACCCAGCAGGUCCGUGUUUUUGGCCGAGCUGAAGGAGGAGUUGAUCGAAACAAAAGACGACCUGGCGAGGCUGUGCGACGCGAUUGCGAAAUCCACGGAAGAAACCGGUGGCAGCGACCCACCCGACGGCGAAGCGCGCGACUGGAAAAUGGAAUCCUGCAGGUUGCGCGCGAGGCUCGAAGGCUGCAUCCAACGAAUCAAAGAGCAGACCACCGACGGUGGCGUGACGAACCCAGGAACCGCGACGGCAACCCAGCAGCCAUUGCCGCAGCCGUUGCCGCUUUCGAUUCCACCCACUCCGUCCACACCAUCCGGUGAGAGCAAAGCAGAACACGAGAACCCUCCCUUGUCGCUGAAAGAUUGCGUCCUCCGGGUCGCAGAAAAGAACAAUCCACCGACCCUCAAAAUGGGAUCGCAGCUGCUCUAUCUCUACCUUGCCAAUCUAUCCGGAAAGCCGGACAAUCGGCGAUACCGAAAGAUUUUUGUUUCCAACGAGAGUUUUCGCAAGGUGGACGACCUGGUGGGUGGCAAAGACUUGCUGAAAGCGGUGGGAUUCUUGGAGGACGCCGACAAGGGCGUCCUGGAGUGGGUCCCGACUCGAUCCACGGACGAGGAAAUCUCAGCCCUGGUUCUGGUCAAGGAGGCCGCUGCCGCGCUCGGUGUCCUGAAGAACGCGAACGGGGUUCCCGCCUCGGAACUUUCGGCCCUGGCCCUGUCGAAGCUGUCAUCCCCGUCGUCAUCUGCGUUGUUGCCCCAUCCAACGUCUCCACUAGAACGCACCAGGGAGAGCGACCGCGACCGCGAGGAAGCAAACCAGCACCAAGACCACAGAGAAGAUGUUCUACAGACUCCGUCCGGCUCUUCGCUCCUCUCUCCUCCAAUGCCAAAGAAGCUCCCCUUUUUCCCUACACCAUCGGCCGAAGAUCGUUCGUGAAGGAGACUGGCUGCCAUCCCGAACCCCAUCCCCCCACGUGCCCGAAAGCGGGAGGAACACCAAACGGACGCAACGGCCGCUUUCGUCGAAUCCAAGUACCGCGGUUCUACAUAGCUCACA
Pseudo-nitzschia multistriata is the source of this 2649-nucleotide messenger RNA. The record is from the annotation of a GenBank genome assembly. Lineage: Eukaryota; Bacillariophyta; Bacillariophyceae; Bacillariales; Bacillariaceae.